Molecule: messenger RNA, 2103 nt
Organism: Amphimedon queenslandica
Lineage: Eukaryota; Metazoa; Porifera; Demospongiae; Haplosclerida; Niphatidae
Product: TNF receptor-associated factor 3-like
Exons: 9
Coding region: 366-1943 (525 amino acids)
Biological process (GO): regulation of canonical NF-kappaB signal transduction; regulation of apoptotic process; signal transduction
Cellular component (GO): plasma membrane signaling receptor complex
Molecular function (GO): protein binding; zinc ion binding
Source: RefSeq, a predicted model, not a curated record
AGCUUUUAUUGUCUCCUGUUACCAAACCAUAGAUUAUCACUCUUGUUUUUUCUCUCUCUCUUCUUUGGCAGUUUCUUAUAGCAACAUGUGUACUACUUCUAACUAGGUUUUUAUAAAACCUAGUUAUUGCUUCAACUGGUCUCGAUCGCUGGGAUUAUUUGGAGAUACCUCACUCGCACUGACUUUUUCUUCUGCAAAAACUUGUGCGUAUUAAGACUACAUUAGCAAAACUAGAAUAACGUAGAAACUCCGUAAUUUUAGAAUAGUCUUACACAGUACUGUAGUGAUAGCCAUUUUAAUUUUGGAUCCGCCUUUUCCUCACCUUUUCGACUUCAAAACAAUCAAAUAAUAUAAUACUAAGCUCAAUGCCAGGUUACAAAGCUACUUUCUUACAAGAACUACAAAGACGUCACCAGUGUCGUAUUUGCUCUCUCGCUCUUCGUGUACCGAUGCAAACCGAAUGUGGCCACCUGUUUUGUAAAGAAUGUGUCGAGCCGAUUUUCCGAGAGUCUCAGCCAUUGUGUCCGGUAGAUCAAGAACCAAUAUCAAGAGAGGAUACCUUCCCUGACAAUGCAUGCAAGAGAGAGAUCCUUGGACUCCUAGUCUAUUGUGAUCAUAGAGACUUGGGAUGUGACUGGACUGGAGAAUUGAAGAAACUAGAGGCCCAUCUUUUAGAUUGUAGGUAUAGAGAAAUACAAUGUACUCAAUGUGGUCAGCUAGUUCCAUGCGCUAAGCUAGAAAACCAUGAACGAAAUGAAUGCCCCAUGAGACCCUCAGUGUGUGAACAUUGUCUGAGUAAAGUACCCGUGGAACAGCUUGAGGCACAUAUCCAGAGGGUUUGCCCAAAAUAUUUAAGAUCAUGCCCAAAUAGCUGCAAUGAAAAGAAAUAUUUACUAUCAGAGCUACAACAACAUCUAGACAUGAAAACUGGUGACUGCCCACUUGAAAUAGUAGAAUGUCCCUAUUUCCCACUAGGCUGUCCAUUUAAACAUCCCAGAAAAGAGAUCGAGCAUCAUAUGAAAACUAAGAAGGUUUUCCAUACUCGCCUCCAUGUUGACACCACCGUAGCAUGUAAAAGGGAAGCUACCGAGACUAAGAAAAGAGCUGAAGAACUGAUAGGUAGGAUGAGUAUUAUAGAAACAAAGAGUGUAGCACUUGAUCGAAAGCUGAAGUCAUUGGAAAGUGAUAUUGAGAGAGCCAAAGGAUCUUCUGAAACUGAUAGGUUGAUAUUAAAGGUGAAUGCUUUAGAGGAAAAAGUCGCGAGACUACAAUACAGUGACAAGACUAACUUUUUCUCCCAUAGCCAUCAUGGUGGUGGACACUCCGUUCCUUCGUCACACUUGCUUCAACAAGUCGAUCAGCUUUAUAGUAAAGUAUCAGAAUUAGACACCACUGUAACACAGUGCAUCUCCAAUAGCAUGGAAACCGACAUGCGACUACAGUUUGUGGAGAGAGCUUCAUAUAAUGGGACGAUGCUUUGGAGGAUUGACAACUUCUCGCAGCACAAACAAGAGGCAAUUGAUGGUACUACUCUCUCGCUCUACUCUGUUCCUUUCUACACGAGCAAGCAGGGAUACAAGAUGUGUGCUCGUGUUUAUUUGAACGGAGACGGGCUAGGGAAGGGGACCCAUCUGAGUCUCUUCUUUGUGGUCAUGAGAGGUCCUUAUGAUGCUCUUCUUCCAUGGCCUUUCGAGCAGAAAGUCACCCUAGUUCUUCUGAAUCAGACUCCUGGAAAGAGAAAUAUAGUUGAUCAGUUUAGGCCUGAUCCUCAGUCUAGUUCAUUUCAGAGACCUGUCAAGAGAGAAAUGAACAUAGCCUCUGGUUGUCCUCGUUUUUGCAGGCUAGAACAGCUGAAAGAUGGCUACAUUAAAGACGAUUGCAUAUUUUUGGGCAUCAUUGUGGACACAAGCAAUCUUAAACUCCCAGUCUCAACAGCCUUCUAAGCCAAGGACAUAAGUCUAUAUUAACUAUGUAAUCAUCAAUCCACUCAUGUAUUCACAUAGGGCGCCUUCCAUCAUUGUGCUUAUUCAUUAUAUUAUUACAUUGUUGUAAUCGAGAAGAGAAAAGGUUUUUUAGAAUGUAUUGUUUUAAUUUUAACAAAAA